This is a messenger RNA of Maudiozyma saulgeensis, 2145 nucleotides long. The record is from the annotation of a GenBank genome assembly. Lineage: Eukaryota; Fungi; Ascomycota; Saccharomycetes; Saccharomycetales; Saccharomycetaceae.
AUGACCAAACCAUUUGCCCAAACCUGGGAACUUAAAGAACCCUACCCAAUAAGAACAAAAAUAGAGUUGGGCGGCUAUAAUUGCCGUCAUACCAUAAAUGAGUCGCUUGUUGUCGAUCAAAAUACCCAAAAGACACUAAAGUUCAUCCUACAUAAAUUGUCAAACAACAUAAAAAUUGAAUACAAACAAGUAAACCAAUUGGGUUUCGAGAAGAAAAAUUUCUUUCUUGACCUAAUCCAACCAACUACACCCAAACGUGAUAGGAGUACGAUCUAUUAUCCUAUAAAAACAAUUUGGCCCCAAAAUAUAAUUACAGAUAAAUGUCCUAUAACGGCUAAAGAGUAUAAAGAGAAACUUGAAGUGAACAAAGAAUGUCAAGUGGCAAUAAGAGAAUUAUGCACCAGAGGAGAAAUUUGUUCGCCCCAGAUUUGUGGCUAUUUCUCUUUUAGCAAUCUUCAGAGAUAUUUGCUUGAUCGUUUGUAUAGAAAGAAAGAUAAGGGAAAUUCACAAAAUAGUAAGAUAUCACUGAAAGUAUGGGUUUCCAAAAUUGACAAAAUAUUUGGGGAUUUCGUAAAUGAAACUUUAGAGAACCUCCCGAGUUCUCAUUUUUGUUUCCCAAAAGAGAUUAUUUUCGGACCUAUUAACAGCCACACUCUGACAAAUUAUUUAAUAGACAUACCAAUAGGACAAACGAUUGCUCCUCAUAAGCCAGAAUGUCCACUGUUUGGGAAGUGGCCAACUUUACAAGAAUUCGGUUUCCCUAAAGAUCAUUAUUACAACCUAGAAAGAUCACUUCUAGAUGAUAAUUUCCAUGAAUUAGAAUUUUAUAUGUUUCGACUCAACCUUUCAAAGAGAAGAAAUAAUAGAAAAACUAAAGAUCUAGGAAGAAUGGGAAAAUUCCAGGUUUGGCUAUUAGACAAGGUUUUACUCAAGAGUAUAGAUUGGAAUCCUUUCAAAAACGUUGAUCAAAAUUUUCCUUUUAUUGUUAAUGAAUUUGAGGCAAUUACACCUAAAACUGUGACUAUUCAUAAAGAAAAGAUUAGAUUUAAUUAUUUAAAACCAAAUACAUUACAAUUAAUAGACAUCCAAAGUAAAAAUUUUAAUAGUUACCAAUUUGGGUUAAAUGAUGAGCAGGACAGUGAACAUACCCCAAGGAAUAUUGGUCCCAUUCCUACAGAGGCGACAAACUCUGUAUCACAAGAGACUGUUCAGACUUCAUCGUUCGAAGAACAAACAGCUAAUACAUCCCUAAUUCCUCAAAAAAGAUCAUUUCUAGACCCUGACAUAUUUAGUAUAAUUCAAAAGAAGAAACAGACAAACGAACAACGAACUGAAAACAAUAAAUCAUAUGAAGGUGUGACAAAAAAAAUUAAGGAGAUAUUGGAUUUUGGCAUCAAUAAAGAGAUCUCUAACAAGAUCACUAGCACUAAUAUCUGUAGGACGAAGAAUGAUUUCAAACUGGCGUACUCUUACGUUCCAAUUGAAGUAUCCGGAAAAACAAUAAUAAUUAAUUCUGUUAAAUUACUAACUAACCAUACCAUGUUACAUGAACUUAUUACAAAUUAUAAUAUAAAUGUUAUUGAAAAAAAUAUCAAUUUACCUUGCGACUUUAUCUUAGGCAUUGAAUGUUGUGUCGUAAGAAUUAAAUUAGAAAUAUUUCAACAAUAUAACAGAGAUGGUACUUUAUUUUAUUCUAAUGUAUUUACAAAAUUACUACGUUUUUUUAAGAAGAUUGUAGUCUUUAUUGAUUACGAUGAGGUAUCUGAACAAACUGACCCUGACUUAUUUUGGAAAAUACGAUCUUUUUUGAAUAUGAAACAAUUCCAACUACAUUUAAUCCCUGGAGGUGAAGAUCUAGACACUACCAAUAAAAUAACGAUGUACUAUCUGUUGAAUUACAUAAAAUUGUUGUCACAGCCAACCAACGACAUAUUAAUUAGUAAUACUGAAAGCAGUGAUCUAGAAUUUCUAACGGCAAUAACACACAACCCAAUUCUCUCACUUAAAAUCCUAGAACAGUAUACAUUAUUACAAUUCCUAAAGUUAGUCCAACUAUCGCAGACUGCUAUGGAUAAUGAUACAGUGUCGCAACUAACUAAUUGGCAAUGGAAAUCAUUUAAAAAUUUGUUGUCUGUCACUUGGUGA